AUGACCGUGCCGGCAAACUGGAAAGACGAGAACAGGACAAUCCAGAUCCUGACCAAAGCCGAAAAGGGCCGAUACGGCGUGAUUGCCGCCAUCGCAUAUAACCUCGAGCAGAUCCACGGCCUCGUCACCGCAGCCGAGGAAGCCCGCUCGCCUCUCAUCAUCCAAUUCUUCCCUUGGGCAGUCACCUACGCCGACGGUCUGCUGGUCCGCACCGCCAAAGAAGCCUAUGCAGCCGACAACUUGCCGUUCGACAGCAUCAUGGUCGACAUGUCCCAUUACGAAAAGGCGGAGAACCUAGAAAAGACGGCGAAAUGGGUUAAAUACUGCCACGAACGCAAGAUUGCAACCGAGGCCGAGCCCGGGAGGAUAGAAGGUGCCGAAGACGGCGUCAUGGACACGGCCGGGUUGGAAGCUAGCAAGACCACCGCCGAGGAAGUUGACGAGUUCAUCGCUACGGGUGUGGAUUCCCUCGCACCGGCGUUUGGCAACGUACACGGCGAGUACGGAAAGUUGGGCCCGCAAUUGGACUUUGAACGAUUCGAAAAGAUACGCGCCCAGAUUGCCGGCAGAGUAAGAGUGGCUCUGCACGGUACCAACGGAUUUCCGCCUGAUCUGAUGAAGCAGUGCAUUGCUGCGGGCGCGACAAAGAUAAACGUCAACAGGCUUGUUUUGGACGAUUAUUAUACACAUCUCCGGUCGCAGGUCACGCGGUUGCCGCAUACUACGCUUAUCGAGGAGGGUACGAGCAAUGUCAUCCGGCAGACGAAGGAGUGGAUGGAGAUUUGUGGAUCAGCGGGACAGGUAUGA
Messenger RNA from Colletotrichum lupini, 807 nucleotides. RefSeq lists its product as uncharacterized. The coding region runs from base 1 to 807 and encodes 268 amino acids. Gene Ontology annotation, biological process: carbohydrate metabolic process. The record is from RefSeq and is a predicted model, not a curated record. The transcript is spliced from 3 exons. Gene Ontology annotation, molecular function: zinc ion binding; aldehyde-lyase activity. Lineage: Eukaryota; Fungi; Ascomycota; Sordariomycetes; Glomerellales; Glomerellaceae.